AAACGCAGAAUGGACAGAGGAUCAUGGAAGUUUCUCAAUGCUUUUCUCGUUGUUGUUUCAGCUUUGCACCCUUACUUCUGCCAUGCUGAGAAAGCUCCAAAUUAUAGUUUUGUUCGUGAAGCAACUACAGCUCCUCAGGUCUCAUACCAUGCCUACAUUGUCGUCGGUGGAGGAACUGCCGGCUGUCCCUUAGCUGCAACCCUGUCGGAGAAGGCCAACGUUUUAGUUCUCGAAAGAGGAGGGUCUCCCUAUCUCAAACCUGACAGAACAGACAAAGUAAACUUCUUGUCCGGACUUUACGAUUCCUCACCCGAUUCAUAUGCUCAACAAUUCAAUUCGACGGACGGAGUAUUCAGCCACCGAGCACGCGUGCUCGGCGGUGGCUCGGUGAUCAACGCAGGGUUUUACUCAUAUGCUGACCCGGAGUUCAUAAAGGAAGUUGGUUUCGAUGAAGCUCUAGUAAGAGAUUCAUAUCAGUGGGUUGAACAGAAGUUGGCGUUCGAGGCACCAUUGUUGCUGUGGCAAUCGGCAGUGAGGGCCGGGUUGCUCCAAGCCGGGGUUACACCGGACAACAGGUUCACGUAUGAUCACAUCAAAGGGACUAAAACUGGUGCGACCAUCUUCGACAAGAACGAUCAUAGACAUAGUGCUGCCGACUUGCUCGAGUACGCCGACCCAACGAACAUCAAGGUUUACUUGCAUGCCACAGUGCUUAGCAUCAUUUUCACGACCGAAGAUAAGCCCGGCCAACCAUCACGACCCAAAGCAACCGGGGUGAUAUACGAGGAUGCGUCGGGUGUGACGCACAAGGCACUGUUGACGAAAGACCCCAUGAGCGAAGUAAUCGUAUCAAUGGGCGCCAUUGGAAGCCCACAGCUGCUGAUGCUGAGCGGUAUUGGUCCUGCUAAUAAACUCAAGGCACUCGGCAUACAGGUGCUAGUGGAUCUACCCAUGGUUGGCCAAAACUUGGCCGAUAAUGCUAUGAACGGUGUUAGUGUUCCUUCCCCUUUGCCCGUUGAGGUCUCACUGCUUUCCACUGUGGGCAUAACACAAUAUGGGAACUACAUUGAAGCAUGGAGUGGACUCAACUUGCCUCCCCUUGGAGAGAUGCUGAGAUUCUUGCCCCCACUCCUCAACCAGGUGUUUAACAUAGCAAAGAUUAAAGUUGGAUCCACCACCCAACAAAAACUUCAAGGCGGCGCAAUUAUUCAGAAAGCCGGGCGUCCACGUUCGAAAGGCAACCUCGAGCUUAAAAGCACAAACCCAAAAGAGACUCCCAAGGUGACGUUCAAUUACUUCAAAGACCCAGAAGACUUGAAACAGUGCGUUCGAGGCAUGGAAACCGUCUUGAAGGUGGUAGAUUCAUCACCCUUUUCGAGAUUUCGUUACCCAGCAAUCUCCACACAACUUCUUCUGCAGCUGACGGUGGCGCUUCCCACCAACCUCAGAUCUAGAAGCAUGGGCACCGUAUCGUCUAUGGAAAAAUUCUGCAACGACACAGUGAUGACAUUCUGGCAUUAUCAUGGGAGCUGCGAAGUGGGUAAGGUUGUGGAUAAAGAUUACAGAGUCGUCGGCGUCGAUGGUCUUAGGGUUAUCGACGCUUCUACCUUUCAUGUCACACCUGGAACUAAUCCUCAAGCAACGGUUAUGAUGCUCGGAAGAUACAUGGGAGUACGAAUUCUGAAAGAUAGACCUGCAAAAGGACGUAGAUGAGUGUUUCACUCGUAUCUCUUAGCAUAAUUAAGUGAUUUUGAUUUUUUUUUU
Hibiscus syriacus is the source of this 1764-nucleotide messenger RNA. RefSeq names its product protein HOTHEAD-like. Bases 10 to 1713 code for a protein of 567 amino acids. The record is from RefSeq and is a predicted model, not a curated record. Lineage: Eukaryota; Viridiplantae; Streptophyta; Magnoliopsida; Malvales; Malvaceae. The transcript is spliced from 4 exons. Gene Ontology annotation, molecular function: flavin adenine dinucleotide binding; oxidoreductase activity, acting on CH-OH group of donors.